Molecule: messenger RNA, 1661 nt
Organism: Amphibalanus amphitrite
Lineage: Eukaryota; Metazoa; Arthropoda; Thecostraca; Balanomorpha; Balanidae
Product: acanthoscurrin-2-like
Exons: 2
Coding region: 637-1062 (141 amino acids)
Source: RefSeq, a predicted model, not a curated record
UGAGAGCGCAUUGUGCGUCAGCUUUGCAAAAUGUGCAUACAUAUGCUACCACCAAACACAUCCGCUGGUGCGUUUGUGUACAUAUUACAUAUAUAAAAAUGUUUUAUAAAAAAGACGAUAUCCAACGGACAGCGAACGCCAUGGAUGCUGUGAUUAAUAGAUCAUUACGGCAGCUGAUAACCUGACUAAUUUAUGACUCAUAGUCCAUCUGUCUGUAACGACGCUGACCUGCGUAACCUGUCGUGUCUUGUCACAGCCUGCGGUUUUAUAUGAAUCAAACCUCAAAUGGAUCGUGUCAAUUCAUCUGAACGGAUGUAACUUUUUAUUUUGCAACAUGCCGCUCACUUUCCUGGUAUCGCUCAGCUGAAGCUGUAUUUCAUCUCAACUUAUUAAAAACCCUGACCAAUUUUCCCGCGCCGCACGAAUAUCCUCGAGAUUGGGACAAAGGCCCGGCCUCUGCAGACCUUGUGCACCGUUGCUCCCACGCUCUGGCGCAGGCGGGGCAUCUCGUGCGGCGAUUCUGCAGAGGGUGGUCCACCGCAUGAGGUGGGUAUAAAAGGCCACCUGCACCUCCAACUUCACCGCAGUCAGCUCCUGAUCUCAGCUCUCCAGCACCGCUACAAUUCUCCAGAAAUCAUGAAGCUGGCUAUCCUGGUCUGCCUGGUGGCGUCGACCGUCGCCUCUUACGCCGGCGUCGGAGGAGUGAGCGGCAUCUCAGCGGUCCGCGCGGCCGGCACCCCGGUCAACCCGUACACCCAGCGGUCCGUGCUGCGUCCCGGCUACGGCCGCCUGGGCGCUCUCGGCGGAGUGGGCGCUCUCGGCCGGGGCGUCGGAGGUCUCGGCCGGGGCGUCGGAAGUCUCGGCUACGGCCAGAGCUACGGCUACGGCGGUGUUGGCCAGCUCGGCCUGGGUGGCCCCGUCGGUCUGGGUGUUGCCCCCCUCGGCGUCGGCUCCGUCGGUGCCGGCGGCUAUGGCGGUCCUCUCGUCGGUGGACGUUUUGGACGCGUUGGACUGGCGGGAGCGCCCCUCGCUGGCCUGGGCCGCGGAUACGACUACCUGUAAUCUGCUGACAACCGAUGUAACUGCUCUCUGAACACCACGGCAGUGAAGAUUUAACAGCAAUGGACAUUAUGUGAUGUGAAUGUGUGUGCUGGUGUGUGUAAGUUGAAAUAAAUAAUGAUUUGAUAUAAACAAAUGCGGUAUAAUUUGGUGCGUUAGCCGUAAGGAGCGACUUUCUUCAUCUAAAGUGGCCUGACUUACCUCCAUUGAGUUUUACAUCGAUUUCUGUGGCGCAAUUUGGCAACGCAUCGCUGGAUAUUCGUUGUUCGACCACAUUCAAUGCCUUCUUACAUACCCACAGGCUUUGCAAAGCUGCGCGAACAGUCACAUACUAGGGUUACCCGCGUGCUCCGCAACGCGAAGGGGGGAUUUUUUGACCCGUGGGUAUUGGGUUGGUCUGUGUCGAUUUGGUUGGUAGAUAUCCAUUUCGUUCGAUUGCUUUUUGACGGCCAAGCAUUUUGUAAGAAAACAAAAAGAUACAUCGCAUCGAGGUGCCCGUGUCGUAUUAUCAUGCGUUCUACUUUAGAAUGAUUCGAAAACUGGCGUGAAGUCUUUUGAGGGCCAUCGAUGAAUUUCCCUAAAAAUGACAAUGUAAUGGUUUG